AAUGUAAAGUUUUUUAACCGAAAUUAUCGAAAUUUUCAUAAUUCGAAGAUGAUUGUACCCAGAUUCAAGCUUACGCAAGACUCGAGAUUUGUGACCAUCAAAAUAGAUGCGCCCCAUUGCAGCCUGAAAGAAUUCGAUGCAGACAUUAACGAAAAUGUUUUCUUGUUCGUUUGCAGGCCCUAUUAUUUAAGACUGAAUUUGCCUGGAAAUUUGAUAGCCGAUAAGUCCGAUUCCGUAUGUUCGUUUGAUAGCGAUUCUUCAGAAUUUACGUUUCGUUGUGAAAAAGAAACGCCGGGGGAACAUUUCAAGGAUUUAGAUCUCAUUACCAAGUUCCUCACCAAUAGUGUUGGUGCUAACUACAAUGAUGGCAAGCCGAAGAUAGAAAUUUUGUUUAACGAAACUGAAGAGGAUAAAGAGUUUAGUUGUAACACUAUAGAAUAUGGUUUUGGAUUUGCUCUUAGAGCCAGGAAGGAUUUAAUCAGAAUAAGUUCUGAAUUUAGUGAUGUUUUCGAAAUAGAUCCUUGUAAAGUAUCAGUGGCUGACAGGGGGAAAAUGAGACUCCAAUAUGAACAAGGCAAAUUUAAUUCGGAACAUUAUUGCGCAGAUUUAUUGGAAGAUCAGGAAAUAAAUGAUAUUAUUGCACAAGACGACCCAUGGUCUGACUCAAACGAAUUCAAGUUUACCAAUAGAGAAGAUGACUUUAUGAGGAAUUUAAAUGUAAAAGUUUAUGACUUAACCGACAAACAACUAAAUUAUUGCUACAAUGGACUUAUUGAUAUUUUGUAUGCAUAUUGUUAUGAUCGUCGUACAAUGAUGUAUGAAGAAAGUAUAGAAUCUGGUUGGACUAUCAUAAAACUAGCUGCGACUCUAAGCUGGCUCGAUGCAUUUGAGACUCCAAAAAAAGCAUUGACUUCAGCAUUUCGAAGGAGCGUCAUUUACCCCCUUUAUAGGAACUUUAGAUUAAGUGAAAAAGUCUUUGAAGAUGUUAAGAAGUUAAUGUGCUUAGAUAAGCGGUACCUAGUGAGAUGCUUGAUUGAUAUAUAUUUCAUUUUUCUGAAAGGCGACUGUUGCCGUUAUAUCGUAAACAAUUUAUUUAUAAAUGAUUAUAUCACUUUUAUCAUGCACUGGGACGAGGCAAAGUGGAAGGCUUUCACCGAUAAGGUCCUGUCUAUAAAAAUUCAAAAGGAUGACUUGGGACUUAAUUUGGUACAAACUGAAGCCAGUUUUAAGAUGUCUGCCGAACUAGCUCAACUCAGCAUUGCAUCAGAUGAUGGUUCUGAUGAUUCAUCCGAAGACUCCUCAGAUGAUAGCGAUGAUACUUCUGAGUCAGACUCUAGCGCCCAUUGAAGCUUAUUAAUUAUUUUGUGUUGUUAUGUCGUUGAAUGUAACGAAAGUUUAGUUUGUUUUUUUUUUCAAAUAAAUUUGAGUAAUAAAUUUUAUUGUA
Cylas formicarius (sweet potato weevil) is the source of this 1444-nucleotide messenger RNA. Its product is annotated as protein SHQ1 homolog. Gene Ontology annotation, cellular component: nucleoplasm; cytoplasm. The transcript has a single exon. Bases 49 to 1347 code for a protein of 432 amino acids. The record is from RefSeq and is a predicted model, not a curated record. Gene Ontology annotation, biological process: box H/ACA snoRNP assembly. Lineage: Eukaryota; Metazoa; Arthropoda; Insecta; Coleoptera; Brentidae.